AUGACUCGGUGGAUUGGAUCGAUCCUGGCAGGCGUUGGACGGGCGAACAGCGCAGUGCUGAUGAGGAAGGAGGUGGGAAGCCAUCAGGUCUACCGCGAGCCAGGUCCCGAUCGAGAUCUAGAUCCAGUCCUAGGUACAUACGGCAACGUAGCCGUAGUCCUGAUUAUUCCAAUGAUAAUCAACAGGACACAACACGUUCGAGUGAAGAAAGCGACUCGUCGGAACGAGGGGAAAGCGAGUCUGCUGGCACGGUUUGCCACAUGGGAAGAGGCAGUUGAACGUGGUCUUCUUUUACAGACUGUUGUGGAUGCUCUUGAGGCCUCCGGGGCGGCCCGACCUACCCCGAUACAACAGCAUGCUAUUCCGGUGAUAGCUGCAGGAGUGGACGUAGUAGCAAGUGCGCAGACGGGCACUGGAAAAAGUCUGGCAUUCAUCGCACCUAUUGUGUCGAAGAUUGGCAAAUUGUCUUCAACAGUUCCCCGGCCAUUCUUUCCAGGGAGGAUGGCCCAGGCGUCUCCACUGUGCAUGGUACUGGCCCCAACAAGAGAGCUCGCGAUGCAGUUGGUGAAAGAUUUUGAAUCGUGCUCGGUGAGCCUUGCUCAAGAAGAGAUGUGUCGAACAAUGGCAGCGUAUGGUGGAGAAACUGCAUCGCGUCAGGCGGACCGCAUUUGUGCUGAGCAGCUCGACGUGUUGGUGGCCACUCCUGGAAGGCUUCUCGAGUUUAAUGAGACGGGAAGGGUGUCCUUGGGGUAUGUCAAGUUCCUCGUGUUGGACGAGGCAGAUCAGAUGCUAUCCAUGGGCUUAGAGGCGUAUGUUAAUAACAUUCUCAUGGACACGGACCUCACAGAGCCUAGUGGACGGCAAACACUGCUGUUCUCUGCCACUAUUGACAAUCCAAACCUCAAGCCGUGGCUAGAGGGCGAGACUCUUCUACGCAAGCAAAGGGUGGCAAUCGCUGUCGGCCGGGGACGGGGAGCUGGGGGUGAUGGAGGUGCAUUACGGUCUAAUGUUGCACAGUCGGUUCGUGUGUUGACCUCGGACCAGGCCAAGGACCAAGCUCUUUGGGAGGAUCUGGCUAAGCUUGACGUCGCUAAGGGAGAACAGGCGAUAGUUUUCGUGGCAUCUCGUGAUAGAGGAAAGGAUCUCCAUAAACGAAUAUGUGGAAGUGGGAGUUUAUGCUGUGGUUUACUACAGGGCAAACAGCUGCAGACGGUCCGGGAAGAAGUCGUGAGGAGGUUCCGCACCAACGAAGAUCAAGUAUUGGUAUCGACCAGUGUUGCCGCGAGAGGCUUGGAUUUUCCGAACGUGACAUUAGUAAUUAACUACGAUAUGCCUGAGAGUAUUGAGACAUAUACGCACCGAAUAGGCCGGACAGGCCGUAUUGGUCACGAGGGUCGCGCUAUCGCAUACUACAACCCCGCCAGCAAGGACAGACGAAUUGGUGAUGCUCUUAUUGCCUUCUUGAGGAAGUAUAAUCAGCCAGUUAGCGAAGAGCUUAAGAAUGCAGUUCGGCCAAGGCGGAACUCAUAUAGAAGGCAAUAUCGUGGACAUGCCUCCGACCGGAGCGGACCAGGGAAUUCGCCAUCGAGCGAUCGUUGGAGUUACAGCAGCUCGAGUCGCCGUCAAGGUCGUUCCCAGGAUCGUGGCGACUAUCAUCAUUACCGUUCUGGGAGGGAUAGGUCCUCUCGAUACAGCUCGUGGUGACCAGUGAGACAGACUCU
Molecule: messenger RNA, 1721 nt
Organism: Perkinsus marinus ATCC 50983
Lineage: Eukaryota; Perkinsozoa; Perkinsida; Perkinsidae
Product: DEAD box ATP-dependent RNA helicase, putative
Exons: 17
Coding region: 1-1704 (567 amino acids)
Molecular function (GO): ATP binding; nucleic acid binding
Source: RefSeq, a predicted model, not a curated record